Molecule: messenger RNA, 6506 nt
Organism: Centropristis striata (black sea bass)
Lineage: Eukaryota; Metazoa; Chordata; Actinopteri; Perciformes; Serranidae
Gene: capn5b
Product: calpain 5b
Exons: 13
Coding region: 103-2031 (642 amino acids)
Biological process (GO): proteolysis
Cellular component (GO): cytoplasm
Molecular function (GO): calcium-dependent cysteine-type endopeptidase activity
Source: RefSeq, a predicted model, not a curated record
AGCAGCCCCAGGAGAGUGAGAGCCGGACCGGCUGGACCCCCGGAGGAGGACCCGAGAGAGAACCACGUUGCCACGGGAGAGGCCUCAGUUCAGGGCUGCAAUAUGUUCACUUCUGUGAAAGCCUUUGAGGGGCAGCAGUACUCCACCCUGAAGAGGCAGUGCUUGCAGAGUGGCCUGCUCUUUGAGGACCCCCGAUUCCCCGCCACUGACGACUCACUCUUUUACCAGGGCAACAGGAUCGGACGUGUGGUCUGGAAGAGGCCUCGGGAGCUGUGUGAAGAUCCUCACCUCUUUGUAGAUGGAAUCAGCGCACACGAUUUACAUCAGGGACAGCUGGGUAACUGCUGGUUUGUAGCGGCAUGCUCCAGUCUGGCCUCCAGAGAAUCUUUGUGGCAAAAAGUCAUUCCCGACUGGAAGGAGCAGGAGUGGGAUACAGAGAAGCCAGAAUCGUACGCCGGGAUAUUCCACUUCCGCUUCUGGCGCUUUGGCGAGUGGGUGGAUGUGGUGAUUGACGACCGGCUACCGACGGUGGACAACCAGUUGGUGUACUGUCACUCCAACGACAGCAACGAGUUCUGGAGUGCCCUGGUGGAGAAGGCCUAUGCCAAGGUUUAUGGCUGCUACGAGGCUUUGGAUGGGGGAAACACGGCCGAUGCACUGGUGGAUUUCACAGGUGGCGUUUCAGAGCCUGUGGACCUGCUGGAGGGUCAGAUGGCGACGGACGAGGUGGCCCGAAACCAGCUGUUUGAAAGAGUCCUCAAAGUCCACAACAGAGACGGUCUCAUCAGCUGCUCCAUCAGGGCUACCACGGUAGAGGAUAUGGAGGCACGGCUGGACUGUGGCCUGGUCAAAGGACAUGCCUAUGCCGUAACAGACGUACGGAAAGUGCGGCUAGGUCACGGACUGCUGGCCUUCUUUAAAUCGGAGAAGCUGCACAUGAUUCGCAUGAGGAACCCCUGGGGAGAGAAGGAGUGGAGCGGCCCCUGGAGUGACAGUUCAGAGGAGUGGAACAAGGUGAGCAAAAGUGAGAGAGAGAAGCUGGGUGUCACCGUGCAGGACGACGGAGAGUUCUGGAUGACGUUCGACGACUUCUGCCAGUACUUCACCGACCUGAUCCUGUGCCGCCUCAUCAACACCUCCUACCUGAGCAUCCACAAAACCUGGGAGGAGGAGGUGAUGAGGGGCUCCUGGAUCCACCGCCAGGACCCCCUUCGCAACCGGUCCGGAGGCUGCAUCAAUCACAAGGCCACCUUCCUGCAGAACCCCCAGUACGUGUUUGAUGUAAAGAAGGUGGAGGAUGAGGUGCUGAUCUGCUUACAGCAAAAAGAAAAGAGAGCCACACCCAAAGAAGGCAAAGGGGAAAACCUUGCCAUAGGCUUUGAUAUUCACCGGGUGGAGCUUAAUCGUAAGUACCGUAUGCACUCAGCCCAGCAGAAAGUAGCGGGCUCCAUCUACAUCAACUCGCGCUGCGUCUUCCUCAGGAAGGAGCUAAAGGAGGGCCGUUACGUCAUCAUUCCCACAACCUUCGACCCCGGGCAGCAGGGCGAAUUCCUGCUCCGUGUCUUCACUGAUGUGCCUUCAGACUGCAAAGAGCUGACUCUGGACGAUCCUCCUCAGACAUGUUGGACAGGGAUGUGUGGCUACCCUCAGCUGGUCACUCAGGUCCAUGUACUGAAUGCUGAGGGUCUGCAGGGACAGGACACCAAUGGAGCUGUAGAUCCGUACGUGAUCAUCACCUGUGAAGGAGAGAGGGUUCGUUCACCGGUUCAUAAGGACACACGGUGCCCAAACUUUGACAUCAAAGGCCUGUUCUACCGCAAGAAACCCAAGGACGGCAUCCACAUCGAGAUCUACAACAAGAACAUGAUCGUGGACACCUUCCUGGGUCAGGUGAUCAUGUUCAGCGAUCCCAACGAGCGGCAGGAGCAGCACACGCUUCACCUCCGUGACAAGGGCAGCCGACAGGACAACGACCUUCCAGGCACGCUCACUGUGCGCCUCAUCACCUCGACCACGCUCACCAACAUCUGAUGCGAUCAUUAAUUAUUAAUUAUGAAGAUCAACAUUCAAGGUGGCGUUCAAUGGUGCCCGCCGGUCAUGUUCGCCGUUGGUCGUCCAACCAUGGCGGGAGCUCACUGUGUCUUUCUUUCUGCCGCUUGCGCUCUCUUUGUGUCUCUUAUUGUUUCCCCAUUUUCUUCCGGUCAGCAUAUAAAUUCAGAUUAAUUACAUGGGUUUUUGAAGCCCUUCUUAAAGUCAGUUUUGUUGCAGGUUUUGUAGCCACAGUCUUCAUCAACAGCUGAGCUACAAUGUAACUAAUAUUUAGGAAUAUUAGCCUCAAUCACUUCAUUGGUCUGACCCAAAUCUACAAACAUAUUAUUUUUCUUCUGCAUAGUGUUAUAUUGAAACACACACUCAUACAUACACACACAACACGCAUGCAGAUAUGUCUGCAGUCUCCAUGCAUGUGCCAAUGUUUCCAAGGGCUAUGCAUUGCCUUAAGGUUGAGUCUUUCUCUCCACCUUGAGCAGGCGGGGGAUAAUGUUAAAUACUCUUCUCCAUCAGCUGUCCUCAGUGUUAGCACAGCCUUCAUUUCUGUUCCCACUUUUUUUCUGUCCUAUUCUUAGUUUCUGUCUCAGAUAUAUCGACAUAAUGUUUCCUCUUUUUACAUCUGUGGUUAAUCGUCCCACCCAGUCGGCUCACCCAGACACCUCAAGUCUUCACCAGUUUGCCGGUGCUUUGGAGAGCAUGCAGCACUGUCUGUCACUUUUUAUUGUGGACUUUUACAAACGAAAGCCAACAGCAGCUAUUCUCUCCCUCUUUACUGAGAGCUUUUCUGUGUUGUUCUGUGAGCGCUCAUGUGUGAAAUCUUGCCUCCCGUCUUCCAUCACUAGAACCAUUUCAAACUCCCCAAGACGCUUUCUGCCGGUUGCUAUGGAUGAUCUAAAAACUGCAUGGCCUAAAAAAAACUAAACUCUUUGCCUGUGCUGCACAUCUCUCCGGUCAUAGCUUAGCAGCCGGUGCUUUUGAUAGUGCUACCAAUCCUCUUUGACCCCUCCCCUCAUGUGUACACCUUCCUAGUCCAGCGGAGUGCAAAGAUUCACCCUGACAUAAUCAAGUGCUUUAUGGGACCAAAGAUGAGCCUCCACUCUCUUAGUCCCUUCCGGACCGCCCUGGCCUGGCCUGGCCCAAGCCUAGCUACAAACCACCACCCCCUGUGCCACAUCAUCUCUUUACGGCAACACCACUGCCUGACGCUUCCUCUGACUUGAGUCUUUUGGCCCAGGCCGAAGGCUCAUGCCACGUGACCCCGAGAGACAGCAGCUGUGCUUCUGCUGUUGGCACAGAACAGGCGUGUGUGUGUGUGUGUGUGUGUGUGUGUGUGUGUGUGUGUGUGUGUGUGUGUGUUACAGUGUUGCUCCACAGCUAAAUCCACACUAAUACAAUUUAGUUUUUAAACGCAUAACUGCUACAUUUACAUACUGCUUGAGCAUCCUUGAACCCCUAAAACAGAGACUUUUGAAAACACUGCUGCCCCCGUUUUAGUUUGACAAUUAGUUUGAAAUGGAGGCUUUUGAAAAAUGAUGAUUCAGAUACCCACAUUCGCUUCAUGAUUGGGUCUCAGCCAUCUGAUGGUUAAUCCAACAUGAAUAACUAAUUACUGAUGUUACUGUCUAUGCUAGCAGCUGUUGUGCAGUUAAGUUCUGCAUUUUAUAAUGCUACUACUUUCUACUUAUGCAGUGGAUGAGCUAUUAUUUAAGUGAUUUGUGACCAUUCCUGUUUGUGUACAUUAAUGGUAAUGUGUAAUAUUUCUGAAACAGUGUUAAAAAGGCUUGGAGAUUAAGAGACAGGAUGAAUAUUGUUUUGAAAUGAAAAUGUAGGUGGCGCCCGGUAGUUCGCCUGUAAGUAUCAAUCCUUAUUGCCCUUUGCUGCUUGUCCUAUCUACCCUGUCAUGAAACAAAGAAAAAGUGGCCAAAUAAGUAAUCUUUAAAGUGAAAACAUAUUAGUGUGGAUGUAGUCUGAGCACCAGUAUCCGGGAGUGCUUGAGGGUGAAUGAAUGUAUCUAUUAAUCCACGUUGUACCUGGAGGAAAACGAUUUCAUGAGGAAAGGUGUGAACUGAAACGAAGAGAGCCCUUUAGCGGAACACACACCUUGCACUUUAUAUAUGUUAAAGGGGGGGAAAAAACCCUUUUUGGAUGAAAGCGAGAGGAGGCCAAGCAGAGAAGGCGUCCUGCCAAACAACCUGUGCCAUCGCCUUGGUCCUGGCUUUGCCUCCACAGCAGGAAAAAUGGGACAUAAAUUGAACUGUUUAGUGAGUUAUGACAGAUUUCAGACUGCUUUUGCAUAUUGAACCAACACUGGUACAAUGUAGUCUAUCUCUAAUGAACUAUGGCAUUUCUUGAUCAUGUGGCCAUCCAAUUUGACCUUUUAGCACCUGGACUUUUUGUGACAGAAAAUCACAAUUUGUGUGUUUUGUUCUUUAAAAAGUGCAAUAUCAUUGCAAAGACCUUUCAUUCCAAGUUUUAUUUACUUUGGGGUAUUUUUGUCAUUUUUGUUGUUGUUGUUGUUAUUCAUAACAAGAAUUUAAAAUGUAAGUUAGCCAUUAUCAAGACAUUUCCUUUGAAUGUAAGACAAACAGUUAGUGGACUCUCUUAGUCAAACUAUCAAAGUCCGUUUUCCUGAUUUUUCAGCGCCUUUUUCCAUUACUUGAACUGUCACACAUGGCAUUUAAGUGAUUACACACACACCUUUGUGUACAGCAUCUUUAUAAAUGUGUCUUGCAUGUUUUUUUUUUCCAAUAUGUUCAUGGCCUUGUAUUGUACUGUUCAAUUGUUACUAUAUAUAUUUAUUCUUUCUAUCUCAAAAGUCUUGGAAAUGCUAGUUUUAAGCAGUCAGCAUGUGUAACACUAAUGCACCUCAUGUCAGUCUGAUCAUAUCAACAGUUUUGAAACAGUUAUGUCUUGUAAUACAGUGAUACAUUCAUAAUGCCUCUUACAUCGGUGAACAUUAGCAGCAGUUGUUGACUUCUAUUUAGGUGCUAUUUAUCUUCUCUGUGCUCUUUUAUGUUGUUCGGGAUGGAAGAUCAGUGUUAAGCUACAUAACAAGGCUGAAUUCAGAAAAUGUUGUUAGCCUGCAGACAGACAGUGUUAGAAACUGUAGUGCCAAGCAGUGUAAGGUUAGAGAUGUGAGCCUGUAUUUGGAUAGCUGCUGGUUUAUAUUACUGACCUGGUGGGAAAAGAAAGAAGCCCUUCUCCCUCACUCACUGAGUAACGGUGAAGUGUCCUUGUGCAAGGCACUGAACUCCUAACUGCAGCAUUGGAGCCUCAUAUACCCCUUUUUGACCAGAGCCCGUUCCAUAGCAGCACAAACUCUUUGCUGGGCUUGAAUCGCGAACUGGUGGGAUUAUCUGACCAACUCAAUGUCAUUGAGAGAGACCAACUAAAAUGUGUACCAUUCAUUUAUUUGAUUUGUUUAGCUAUAAUGUGAUUGAUACGGGCUAGCUAGCGGGCAAACGUUAGCAGGCUAGCGCAAGUUGAACCAACUGCGAAUCAGCCGGGAACCGGCUCUGGUCAAAAAAGGGUAUUAAUGGUCAGCUAUUGUACAACUUCCAGGUGUGACUGGAUGCAAGUGUUUGACUCUAAUCAUCCCCAGGUCAUUGCCGUUGAUAUGUUCAUCUUAAUAAUGAAACAAGGGUGGAAUGAAGGGUUUAUGUAAGAGAUUAAUGGUACCAAAGGGGUAAGGUAGGUGUGCUACCUGGCAGCACACAGUUCUGGGGGUGAAACUAGCACUAGUUUGUGCCUCUCAAGUAACCACUGAUUUUCAACAAAAGAAAUAUUCUGCAAUCUUUAAAAAAUCAGAAAGUUGUUUAAGAAAACAAUAAAGGCACAAAAUGGGGCUAGCUAACACUGGCAUCAACUAAAGACUAACAGACAAACAUUUGAACCCUAAUUGAGCUAGCUUGCCGGGUACACACACAGGUUUGUUUUGUAUUCCAGAGUUUUUCUUUAACUGAUGCCAAUAUUUACAGGUUUCUUAGCAGUUGUGUUAUUUCAUGGCUCCCUUUUUUUUUAGUUUUUUUUUUAUGGAUGUGGUACAGAAAUAUAACAGCCAACACACAACCUGACAGCUUUGAUUUAUAAGGGGAUUUGGGGCUUCAGAGUAUGUGUCACUUGCAAUCAUACAGUAAUGGUAAGAGUAAGGAGCCAAAAUAAUAGUGUGUCAAGCUCAAUGUGAAAUCUUAUCACGCUCAUGUGCCACAGCAGUGCCAAAAAGACGAACGACCCGUUGAACAGGGAUGCUUUUGUAAAGACUUUUGGACAAACGUAAGACAGGUGAAGUUAUUCAUUUGAGUUUUUUGUACCUUUUUUGUUUAUCACUAAAUGUUCUCUUGUUUUUUAUUUUUAUCAUGAAGUGACUGUCAUUGUGUUGCUAUGAUUACUUGUAAUUGUUGCACAUUGUGAUUAUUUGCCAAAAGUGUUAUGGCUUUCACUGUUAACCACCAGAGGCA